UGUGUCAUAAAGUUGACAGUGACAGUACUAUGAUAUGAAAACAAUUUCGUAUUUUCUAGUGAAUUGUUGUAAUAAAUAACUGCAAUUGUAUUUAUUAUUGUUUAAUAUUAACUAAAAUACCAAAAUGAACGUUAUACAAGCAGUGAAAUUGUAUAUAACCAAGAUGACGGAAGAGAGCGGGCCGGGAAUGAAAGUAAUCCUCAUGGACAAGGAGACAACCAGCAUUGUCAGUAUGGUGUUCAGCCAGUCAGAGAUAUUACAAAAAGAGGUUUACCUUUUUGAGAGGAUUGAUAGCCAUUCAAAGUGGGACAACAUGAAGCACAUGAAAUGUAUAGUGUUUGUACGACCUACCUCUGAAAACAUUUCACUAUUAUCUCGGGAACUUAGAUAUCCGAAAUAUGGAGUGUAUUUUAUCUAUUUCAGUAAUGUAAUAUCCAAGGCUGAUAUCAAGACACUGGCCGAGUGUGAUGAGCAGGAGACAGUGAGAGAAGUACAGGAGGUGUUUGCUGACUACCUUGCUGUGGACAGACACCUGUUCUCAUUCAAUAUUGUUGGAUGUUUGCAUGGUCGGUCCUGGAAUCAGCAUCAUCUGCAGCGUUGUGCUCAAGGCCUGCUUGCCCUACUCCUUUCCGUGAAGCGCCGGGCCGUGGUCCGCUACGAGGCUGCCUCGGAGCCCUGCGCGCGCCUCGCCGAGAGAGUGCGAGACUUAUUGCGCAGGGAGGCAGUGCUCAUAGACAACAAUAUACCCUUUAAUGGAGAGAUUCCUACACCACAGCUGCUAAUUGUGGACAGGAGAGAUGAUCCUGUUACGCCGUUGUUGAAUCAAUGGACAUACCAGGCGAUGGUGCACGAGCUGCUGAGCAUCAACAACAACCGCGUGAGUCUGGCGCACGUGCCCGACGUGCACAAGGACUUCAAGGAGGUGGUGCUGGCCUCGGAGCAGGACGAGUUCUAUGCCAAGAAUCUGUACUCGAACUUCGGCGAGAUCGGUCAGACGAUGAAAUCGUUGAUGGACGAGUUCCAGAAGAAAGCUAAGAGCCAUCAGAAGGUCGAGAGUAUCGCAGACAUGAAGAACUUUGUCGAAACCUACCCGCUGUUCAAGAAAAUGUCAGGCACAGUAACGAAGCACGUUACGGUGGUGGGCGAGCUGUCCUCGUGCGUGACUCGCCAUCACCUACUGGAGGUGUCUGAGCUCGAGCAGGAGAUCUCCUGCCAGAGCGAUCAUGUUAAACAUCUGCAGCGCCUCAAGAAUCUGCUAUCAAACGAGGCAGUCCGUCACCACGACGCAGCCAAACUAGUAGCCCUAUACGCCCUACGCUACGAGAAGCACGCCAGCAACGCCUUACCCUCCCUCAUUGAAGCCCUGAAGACAAGAGGCGCUCCGGAACACCUGGUCAAGGGUGUCGUCAACCUGCUGGAGUAUGGAGGAGCUCAUGCUAGACAGAGCGAUCUGUUCGGCUUGCAGGAUGCUGUCAAGAUUACUAAGAGGCUGUUCAAGGGUCUCAAUGGAGUUGAAAACAUAUACACCCAACACACACCCCUACUAAAAGAUACUCUCGAAGACUUAAUCAAAGGCAAACUUCGAGAGAACCUCUACCCGACUUUGGGAGGUGACGACGGCGCUUACGGACGUCGCCCACAAGACAUCUUCGUGUUCAUAGUAGGGGGCGCCACAUACGAGGAGGCCCAGUGCGUACAUCAGAUCAACCAGAUGUAUCCAGGAGUCAGGAUAGUACUUGGAGGCACGACUAUCCACAACUCUACGUCUUUCUUCGAAGAAGUGAAGUCGGCUAUGCAAGGGGUGCAUAGAACGCAUACUAGGCAUAUUAGAAAUGUUUGAAUUGAGUCCCUUUUUUGAAUAAAAUAUAUCCGAUCUCGUCUUGUAAAUGACAAUGGAAAGUAUUGAAUGAAUUGAGAUUGAGUUUCAUUUUUGAGGCAAGCUUACGAGAUUAGAAUUGCCGCUACUAUUUGUAUGAUUGACAAGAUACAAGAUGAUAUAAUUUAAUGCAUGUAUAAGGUACCUGAAAUGUUCUUGUUGCAUUUAGUUCACAUAAAUGGUCUUUGAAUAAAAAAUGUAUAACUUGACUUUUAUAUGGCAAUUGUUGUAAUGUGAUGAAAUUAUUGUAAGGUAUGCAAGCAAUAUCUGAGAAAGGGUAUCAGGAAU
Messenger RNA from Helicoverpa armigera (cotton bollworm), 2164 nucleotides. RefSeq names its product Vacuolar protein sorting 45 (gene Vps45). Gene Ontology annotation, biological process: intracellular protein transport; vesicle-mediated transport. Gene Ontology annotation, cellular component: Golgi membrane. NCBI's taxonomy places the organism in Eukaryota, Metazoa, Arthropoda, Insecta, Lepidoptera, Noctuidae. The transcript has 9 exons. The record is from RefSeq and is a predicted model, not a curated record. Bases 125 to 1840 code for a protein of 571 amino acids.